Molecule: messenger RNA, 2777 nt
Organism: Telopea speciosissima
Lineage: Eukaryota; Viridiplantae; Streptophyta; Magnoliopsida; Proteales; Proteaceae
Product: TBC1 domain family member 5
Exons: 6
Coding region: 205-2691 (828 amino acids)
Biological process (GO): activation of GTPase activity
Molecular function (GO): GTPase activator activity
Source: RefSeq, a predicted model, not a curated record
UUUCUGUGAAGAAACAAACUUCUUAUUUUCUCCUCCUUUAUGUUUCUCUAGAAAAUUUUUGGCAAAAUGCAGACAGAGACAUAGGAUCCAUCAGUGUUCUACCCAAAGACGUAAGUCUCUCAUUUCCUCCACAGGUUCCAUCAGUGUUCUACACCAAGACGUAAAUUUUAGGAAUUUGGGUGUGUGAGAAAUCGAAAGAGAACUAUGUGCCCAGCUCCGAGCGAGCCGACAUCACCUGAAUCGUCGUAUGAUUCAUCGGUUCCUCGUUCUUCUCCUCAAGGUUGUGGUGUAGAAUCUCGAUUCUCGGGUCUAAGGGGUGUUCAAUGGCGUAUAUAUCUAGGGAUUUUGCCUUCCUCGGAUUCUUCAAUUGAAGAACUUCGUCGGGUCACAGCAGAUUCUCGAAGGAGAUAUGCUGGUCUGAGAAGAAGCCUUCUAGUGAAUCCUCCUAAAGAUGGAAAUACUGUCCCAGAUCUUGUCAUGGAGAAUCCAUUAUCGCAAAAUCCAGAUAGCAUGUGGGGCCGCUUUUUUCGGAAUGCUGAGCUGGAGAAAAUUGUUGACCAGGAUUUGUCACGUUUGUAUCCAGAACAUGGAAGCUACUUCCAGACACCAGCAUGCCAGGGCAUGUUGAGAAGGAUUCUUUUGUUAUGGUCCCUUAAACAUCCAGAAUAUGGUUACAGACAAGGGAUGCAUGAACUUUUAGCUCCCCUCUUGUAUGUUCUCCAUGUUGAUGUUCAACAUCUUUCUCAAGUGCGGAAGCUCUAUGAGGACCAUUUUGUUGACAAGUUUGAUGGCCUGCCCUUCCUUGAGAGAGAUCUUGUUAGUAGUUACAAAUUAACGAAGACACCAGAUUCCUCCAAUUGGGACAUGGGGAUUGAUGAAGAGUCCAGUUUACAUAGAGAUGCAACCAAAGUCAGCAGCCUGGAUGAGCUUGAUCCUAAAAUACAAACCAUUGUAUUACUAAGUGAUGCUUAUGGGGCAGAAGGUGAAUUGGGUAUUCUCCUGUCAGAGAGAUUUAUGGAACAUGAUGCGUAUUGCAUGUUUGAUGUGUUAAUGAGUGGGGCAAGUGGUGCAGUUGCCAUGGCAGACUUUUUCUCUCCCUCACCCACCAUCAGGUCUCACUCAGGCGUACCCCCAGUAAUUGAAGCUUCUUCCGCUUUGUAUCAUUUGCUUUCUGUUGUUGACAUGUCUCUCCAUAGCCACCUAGUUGAGCUUGGGGUUGAACCACAGUACUUUGCUUUACGGUGGUUUCGUGUGUUGUUUGGACGCGAGUUCUUAUUGGAAGACCUUCUGAUAAUAUGGGAUGAUAUAUUUGCAUCAGACAACAGUAAAUCAAUCACAGAUGUUGCAGAUGAUAUUGGCUCUAGUUUUGGGGUCCUCAGCUCCCCUCGUGGGGCAUUCAUCUCGGCAAUGGCAGUCUCGAUGAUUCUUUAUUUGAGAUCCUCCCUACUUGCCACUGAAAAUGCUACAACCUGUCUCCAGAGGUUGCUGAACUUUCCAAAGAACAUAAAUGUGAAGAGGUUGAUGGACAAGGCAAAGUCUUUGCAGGCUCUUGCUCUGGAUACUAUUAACUCCUCAACUCCUUCCCAGGUUGGUGCUUUUGACAAGAGUAAAGCAACAGUUGGUAGGGGUUAUAGCCUUCCAUCUGGUUCAGUUUCUCCGACAACCCCACUGAGCAAAGUUCCUGAUAGUUACUGGGAAGAGAAGUGGAGAGUGUUGCAUAAGGCAGAAGAAGCUCAGCAAGGAAGUCUGAAGAAACAAGUUUCAUCUGGCAAAAAGGGAUUUUCAGAUAGAUUCAGAUUAAGCCUGGUUAGAGCAGAAUCAGACCCAUCACCAGCAAAGAUGGAGAGUGAGAAAAAACGCUCGGGAUCCUCUGUUAAACGAAGUUUAUUAGAGGAUCUUUCCCGAGAGCUUGGCUCAGAUGAAGAUUUGGGGAAGGUGGGGAACAGUGGUGCUUCUGGUCAGAGGGAUCCUCUCUCUGUUGAAGUUGAGGUGGAAGAAAGGAUUUUUCAUGAUGACCCAACUCAACAAAGAAGUGCUGAGAAGGACUUCACUUGUGCGAAGACAUGUUCCAGUGGACAUACUGGUAGUGAAGAAAACUCCACUAUUUUUUCUGCUUCCACAAGUCCUCGUAGUAGAGCUGUUGACCAUGAGAUUGAAUCAGAGAAAAGUAGUGUGGGUUCAAAUUUAUCUGUUGAUGACAAUGAUGAUGAACUCAACAAUCCAGAGCAAGCAGGUAUUGCUUCAGAUCUACCCUGUCCAGAAAAGCAGGUGACAAUUGUGAAGGAGCGCAAGCUGUCCAGUAAGUUUCAGUGGUUGUGGAAGUUGGGACGGGGUACUGGUGAAGGCACUUCUGUGAUAGGGGGUGCUAUGGAGGGAUCAAAAUCCACAAAUGGAGGAAAUAGUCUGGACAACAUCUCAGUCUCAUUGGCAACUGAUAGAUGUGGUGAUUCAUCUGGAAUUAGUGGCUCAGGUGAUGUUGUAGACAAUAAUAUGAUUGCCACGAUGAGAAAUCUUGGAAAUUCUAUGCUAGAAAAUAUUCAGGUGAUUGAAUCAGUUUUCCAGCAAGAUAGGACUCAGAUGGCGUCAUUGGAGAACUUCUCCAAAAGCAUUCUUGUAGGAAAAGGGCAAGUUACAGCUAUGGCGGCUCUCAAGGAGCUUCGGAAAAUAAGCAACCUUUUAUCUGAGAUGUAAGGUCAGCGUUGUUUCACCUGUAUAUACAUUUUGUAACUACCAUUCAUGGUCCAAAAUAAAAUUGUGUUUUUGUGCAUUCGGCUUUC